AUGUCUUUCUUCAGGAAUUCCAUCUACGACGACAGCGACGUGAGCUUCGCUCCCGUCUUCCGCUUCAUCGACGCCUUUGACAACUUCCAGCGCGCCGCAGGAACCAACAACGGCGACAAGGACGUUGCCUCCAAGCCAAAGGCCGGUAACAACAACAACAACGCCACCACCACCACCACCACUCCCACCGCGGGCCGUCCGCUCCUGCGCCGGCCCAUCGCCGCCUCCUUCAACCCUCGGUUCGACGUCAUUGAGACCAAGGACGCCUACGAGCUGCACGGCGAGAUCCCCGGUGCGAAGCGCGAGGACGUCACCAUCGAGUUCACCGAGCCGCAGACUAUAGUCAUCCGCGGCCGCGUCGAGCGCUCGUGGUCGUCUGAUGACGAGGCAAAGGAUUCCGAGAACGACAACAACAACAAGGAAAAGCACGAAAGCCACAAGGCCACCGUCUCCGACGAGGACGAGGAAGAGGCUCGCGAGAACGGCAGGCAAGUCACCAAGUCCUCGGACGCAAAGAAGGAGGUGGCACAGCAGCAGCAGCAGCAGCCAACCAACAGGUACUGGGUCCAGGAGCGCAGCAUCGGCGAGUUCAGCAGGACCUUUACCUUCCCCGUCAGGGUCGACGAGGCCAACGUCAAGGCCGCGCUGAACCAUGGUGUGCUCAAGGUCACCGUGCCCAAACAGGAGAAGCCUGCCAACCGCCGCAUCGACAUUCUGUGA
Molecule: messenger RNA, 720 nt
Organism: Pyricularia grisea
Lineage: Eukaryota; Fungi; Ascomycota; Sordariomycetes; Magnaporthales; Pyriculariaceae
Exons: 1
Coding region: 1-720 (239 amino acids)
Biological process (GO): response to hydrogen peroxide; protein folding; protein complex oligomerization
Source: RefSeq, a predicted model, not a curated record